GCACUCACACUACUGUCUCAUCAAGUCACCCCAAAAUUCCAUAUCAGAAGCCAACCCAUAAAUAUUCGUAUAUAUCGACUCGGUGAUCAAUAUCAAAUCUCAAAAACAAAAAACGUACGUUAAACUCGACUCGAUCCCUUGGGCGAGUGAUACGAUGUCCUAUGCUGUGCCGGUGCCUGCGACCGGGCCGAGCGCUCAGCCGCUGCAGAACCCCGUGACGGUGGUCAGCCCGCAGUUCCAAGCAACCUACCCGGUGGAUCUGGUCAUCACGGAGAAGACGAUGUCGAUCAAGGAAGGUGCUUUCACGGUGUCAGACGUUAAUGGAAAUCUCAUGUUCCAGAUCAAAGGCUCCUUAUUCAGCUUUCAUGAUCGUCGAACUCUGGUCGACAGCGCCGGCACUCCGAUCGUCUCCUUCCGACAAAAGAUAUUGACGGCACACAGGAGAUGGCAUGUAUUUAGAGGAGAGAGCUCAGACGCCAAAAAUCUACUCUUUAGUGUCAAAAAGUCGUCUCUUUUCCAACUGAAGACAGAAUUAGAUGUGUUCUUGGCUGGUAAUACUAAAGAGCAAUUGUACGAUUUCAAGGUAAAAGGAAGCUGGGGGGAAAGAUCAUGCACCAUAUAUGAUAGAAACAACACUAUCAUUGCACAGAUGCACAAGAAAUAUGAUCUUAAAAGUCUUUUCCUUGGGAGAGAUGCGUUUGCGGUGACUGUGUAUCCUCAUGUUGAUUACGCCUUUAUAGUCGCCAUUGUGGUUGUUCUUCAUGAGAUUAACAUGGACAGAAGCGGGCAGGACUGAAGCUGAUGCUGCUUGAGUUGUUAUUUACUUGUAUAAUUAAAACUGUUUAGUUUCCCAUGCUUAUACCACGACUGCGCAAGUGCUUGAUUGUGUGUUCUGGCCAUUUUUUUACAUUGGGAGUGAUAUAGGCAUAGCAAGCCACCUUGUUAUUUUAGCAUAUAUAUUAGUAACACAACCAUUCAGUUCGGAUUAAGAUU
Molecule: messenger RNA, 993 nt
Organism: Fragaria vesca subsp. vesca
Lineage: Eukaryota; Viridiplantae; Streptophyta; Magnoliopsida; Rosales; Rosaceae
Product: protein LURP-one-related 15-like
Exons: 3
Coding region: 155-796 (213 amino acids)
Source: RefSeq, a predicted model, not a curated record